ACAAGUGGAGAUGAGAACUGCAGGCUUCAGAAGGCAGGGCUGAGGCCAAUCACAACUUCUGCAUCGCUGAAUGACACCAGGAGUCCUGCCUCUGUAACUUUUGUUAUUUUUCCCCUCAGCCUCCUUCAAUUGUUCCCAGCACUUGGUCACGGACUCAGACAGGCUACCAGAGACCACAGGCAGCUGCCACCACACUCCAACAGCCUGCAGCAGAGGUGGUGACAGCGUCAUGGAAGAUUAACAAGUAAGCUCCACAAAGGCUGUCUAAACAAAAAGAGAAGAUAACAGGCACUUUUCACUGUUCCUGACAACUCCACUCCUAUCCUGCACUUCUAAAACCUCUGAUUUGUGCCCUCUGCUUUCUUGCUGCCAUGGAGAAGGUCCAAUACAUAACCCGCUCUGCUCUGAGGAGAGCCUCAACUAUUGAGGUCAACCCACAAGCACGCCAAAGGCUCCAGGAGCUCUUUGUGAAUUUCUGCCUGAUCUUAAUUUGCCUCUUGCUGAUCUGUAUCAUUGUGAUGCUCAUCUGAAGUUCCAGCACUUCUCUGCACUGUUCUCUAGGAAAGCCGCCCAAAGGGAAGAGCGACCUCCACUUCCAACCCCAAUGCAAGGAUCCCCUUGGGAGAGGGGCUAGCACUUGGACUAAGGCUGUGCUGCGUGCCAGCCAUCGCGCUGCUCUUACUGCCUGCCACAUGUAUUAAAAACACACUUCUGUGCUGAACAGUGUCUAGAGCUUGUUGUUACACAGCUGUGCAUGACCCAUUCUAUCUGUUCAGUCAAGAGAUGUCUGUUCUGGUGCAGGGAACUGCCUCUCCAGAGGGCUGGUAAGUCUCCCCAUGUUUUAGCCAGUUUUCCAUGGGUUAGCCACUACUGACAAGCAAGAAGUGUACUUUUUCAGGAUCUCUGGAAGUCCAUAAACCAUUGGGCAUGUUCCAAAUUCAGCUGAAAGAACAGCACACAUACCACAUACUGCAGAGUAGGAGGACAUCUGCUCCGAGUCCUAAAACAUGCUGUAUCUUUGCACUAUCAACUGAAGGCAUUCACCUUGUCCUAGCAUUUUUAUAAGAAUGAAAGUAAAACAAAAAAAUAUCUUCUGAACAGAUUUUUUUUUUUUUUAAAUUUCAAAUGCUCUUCAAAUUUAAAGGACUCUAUAUAUAUAUAUACACACAUAUAAUGUAUUGACAUAUUUCUAUACACUCACACCUUGGAUCUGAAAACAAAAAGGCAAUUUUUUCACUGGAAUUUGUCGCUGUUCCAUUUUCACAUGAUAUAAUCUUACAGAAUUAAAUGACAACCAAAAAGAUUUUUCAGUAUGUUUGUGCAGACAAAUGCAUGCUACCACACUGGCAAAGAUUUCAUUUUCUGUAAGUAGCAUAAACAACCGGCACAAGUAAAAAAUUACAAACAGCUCCAAGUUCUUAAUGUUUGGUUGCAGACAACUUGAUUUGCAGCCUGCUAUAAUUCACACAAUAAUUGCCCGAGUUUAAAACUACAGAUAGUUUGGCAUUUGCCACUCCCAUUCUAUGUGACUUACAUUUGAUGUGGUAAAGAAAAAGGUUUAGGUCGUGUUUACUACUGCAAAUGGGGCAUACUGCAGAAAUACAAGCAACACCACCAUCCUCAACUGCAAAUGACUGUUAGAGAACAAGGAAGUAUUUUCCUAAGAUAAAUGUUAUGUAUCAUUAUGUAUAGGAGGAAGAACAUUGCAGAAAAAUUGGUUUAGUACGUAAAACACAGUCUAUACAAAUAAAAGGUGAAGCUUCUGCUCCAGCAGAUAUCAGUAACAGGCCUGAGCAGACUUCCAGCCCUCUCACAUGUUGGUGUUAGGCUAAAUUCCUAGAAACAUUACAGUUUUCAAACAAAGAAAGCUCAACAAUCAACAGACAGAGAUCAGACAUUAUUUUGAACAGGCAUCUUUCUUGGGCAAAUAAUCCCACUGAUGAAAGCAGGAAAUCAAAUGAAGUUUAUCUUAAUCUUGUAUUCUGUCUUGAAGACUUAACAUUAUAUAAAUAUGGGUUAACAAUGAACAACUAAGCAGAAAGGGAAGAAAUCUCAGAGGAAAAAAAAAAAACCCUCUUGUAUUGAAUGUAAUGCAAGCUCAGUGGUGAUGAACUAGCAAAUAGGUACACUAAGAGCAGAUCUCUGAAGUAAGGUUAGUCACUAGAUGUAGUUAGUUACUGUAUGAGGAUUAAGGCAAAUACUGAUGUAAUUGGCAACACACGCAUCCCAUUUCAAAUCAUAGUGACUAGAAUUGUCAAUAUAAACCUCGAUUCCUGUUUCAUGCAUUCUGAUCAUCUUCACAAAUCAUGAUUUUCCAUACAUGCACUUUUUCUAUCACUACUACCACACAGAAGAAGGAAAAGAAAAGCCACAGUGUACUACUGUGGGGAGAAUACAAAUAAUAGAAAAUAAUAAAAAAGAAAUAAUUGAAAAGUUACUUUCUUCUAUUUUUAAAUCCAUAUUAUGUGAUGGGAAGGUUUCCAUCUUGCUUUUCUCAUACAGGCAUUUUAGAUUAAUUUCGACUUAUUUUAAUAAAUUUCUACUGGAAAUAACUGAUUGUUUUGUAGUACUGAAAAACUUUCUGAAGAGAAAAGGUGAUAAGAGUAAAUUAUCAGCACACAUUCUGACAUGUUUUGAAGUUAUAGGAUCUACAAGCCUGUAAUCAAAGCAGAGCACUGCUAAAUAAAGAAAAAACAGCUUCCCUAUAAAAAUUAAAAUACCUGCUUUUUUCUUAUGUACCUCAAAAGCCAUUAAUCAUUUAAAGAUAAUAAGCAAACAAGAAUCAACCAUGGUAUAAAUAAGCUGGAAGCUCUACUGUUAUUUUACAUUAACACAGAUAAAUUGCAAGUACUGUGAGGUUCAUUUGCACCUCUGUGUUCCGUUGAUAUUGAAAAACUGCUCCCAUGCUCCACAUCACAAAAUGUCAACUGAACCCAGAGAUAAAGGCUCUUCUACAUAAUAUUUUCCUUGGUAUACUUGUAAGAGCUUCCAAACUGGCAUCAGCUGUAUUUUUAUUAAAAUGACUGUGUGAAAACAUAUUACUGAAUAAAAGAAGAAAUUCAAACAAUUGUUUAUAAA
Lagopus leucura (white-tailed ptarmigan) is the source of this 3078-nucleotide messenger RNA. RefSeq names its product phospholamban (gene PLN). Gene Ontology annotation, biological process: negative regulation of ATPase-coupled calcium transmembrane transporter activity; negative regulation of calcium ion import into sarcoplasmic reticulum; negative regulation of heart rate. The record is from RefSeq and is a predicted model, not a curated record. The transcript is spliced from 3 exons. Bases 372 to 530 code for a protein of 52 amino acids. Gene Ontology annotation, cellular component: membrane; sarcoplasmic reticulum. NCBI's taxonomy places the organism in Eukaryota, Metazoa, Chordata, Aves, Galliformes, Phasianidae. Gene Ontology annotation, molecular function: ATPase inhibitor activity.